Closterium sp. NIES-65 is the source of this 990-nucleotide messenger RNA. Lineage: Eukaryota; Viridiplantae; Streptophyta; Zygnematophyceae; Desmidiales; Closteriaceae. The record is from the annotation of a GenBank genome assembly.
AUGUUCGGCCCCAAUAUGAUCUGUUUCCCCACAUUGUUUUCGUUUACUGUAGUUUCUUGUUUGGCACUCCCUCCCACCCCAUCAUCACUUCUCCCCCACCAGCUGUUGCCUUACCCUUCCACCCACCUUUCCAUCCUUACUCCCUCCCACCCCGCCAUCCUCUCUCGAUUCCAGCCCGCCAUCCCCUCUCCCUCCCACUACGCCGAGGCCUCUCCCUCCUCCCCGCCGUCGCCCAUCCCUCCUCCCCGUGUUGGCCUCUCCCUCCUCCCCGCCGUCACCUCUCCCUCCUCCUUGCGGUCGCCUCUCCCUCCCAUCCGCCGUCGCCGCUCCCCCCCAUUCGCCGUCGCCGCUCCCCCCCAUCCGCCGUCGCCGCUCCCUCCUCCCGCCGUCGUCGCUCCCUCCCAUCCGUCGUCGCCGCUCCCUCCCAUCCGCCGUCGCCGCUCCCUCCCAUCCGCCGUCGCUGCUCCCUCCUCCCGCCGUCGCCACUCCCUCCCAUCCGCCGUCGCUGCUCCCUCCUCCCGCCGUCGCCGCUCCCUCCCAUCCGUCGUCGCCGCUCCCUCCCAUCCGCCGUCGCCGCUCCCUCCCAUCCGCCGUCGCUGCUCCCUCCUCCCGCCGUCGCCACUCCCUCCCAUCCGCCGUCGCCGCUCCCUCCCAUCCCGCCGUCGCCUCUCCCUCGCAUCCCGCCGUCGCCUCUCCCUCCCAUCCCACCGUCUCCUCCCUCCCAUCCCGCCGUCGCCUCACCCUCCCAUCCCGCCGCCGCCUCUGUCGACAGGUCACGAGCAAGAUGGUGCGCGAGUGGGAGCCGGUGCGCGGGCGGCGGGUUUGACUCUGCACCGUGAAUUGCAGAGGGGGGAUAGGGAGCGCGAGGGAGCGAGAGCGCAAGAGAGUGCGCGCGAGAGAGAUAAGGAAGCUCUAGAGGGAGAGGCGCGAGAGAGAGCGCCGUGCGCGCUUGCUCUGUCGGCGCGGGCCCUAUUGGCGCUUGUGCCUUAG